ACUGGAUCUGACUCCGGCUUCUGUCUCGGUGCGCCUGAGGUCGCUGUUCUGAGCGUCACCUCUUCUUCUUCCUUUCGAUUUUGUAGUGAAAAUGGAGAAACGCUGCACGGAUUCUCGAGUCAAAGGAGUCAGCACAGGGACCACCAUCCUGGCUGCCACUUUUGAUGGAGGGGUCGUGAUUGGGUCAGAUUCCCGAGCUUCCAUGGGAGGAGAAUAUGUAUCAUCUAAGACCAUCAACAAGGUGAUUCAGGUUCAUGACCGGAUCUUCUGCUGCAUGGCUGGCUCACUCGCCGAUGCCCAGGCCGUCACCAAGGCUGCAAAGUUUCACCUGUCCUUCCACAGUGUCCAGAUGGAGGCCCCUCCUCUGGUGAUAUCAGCUGCAUCGGUGCUGAAAGAACUGUGUUACAAAAACAAGGAUGAGCUACAGGCCGGCUUCAUCACAGCUGGCUGGGACAGGAAGAACGGACCACAGGUGUAUGUUGUGGCUCUAGGUGGGAUGUUAGUCAGACAGCCGGUUACCAUCGGCGGCUCAGGCAGCACUUACAUCCACGGCUACGUUGACGCCAAAUACACACCCGACAUGAGCAGAGAGGAAUGUCUACAGUUUGCCACUAAUGCUCUUGCUCUGGCCAUGGGCAGAGACAACGUCAGCGGGGGCGUGGCUCACCUGGUGGUGAUCACGGAAACGGGGGUGGAGCAUGUGGUGGUACCUGGUGACAAGCUGCCCAAGUUCCAUGAUGAGUGACGACUUUUAAACAGCCAAUAAAAUUAGGAUUUCUGCAUAAAUUUGCAUUGCACAAGUGUAUCAGGAUUUUUUUCUGUGUAGGACUGGGAUGUAACACUCACCUGAAAAAUUAGUUAAUUGCCUACUAAUGAAAAACUUGAUGCAGGUCUGUUUAUACAAA
Messenger RNA from Micropterus salmoides (largemouth bass), 905 nucleotides. It is a transcript of the gene psmb12, whose product is annotated as proteasome 20S subunit beta 12. The record is from RefSeq and is a predicted model, not a curated record. Gene Ontology annotation, molecular function: threonine-type endopeptidase activity. NCBI's taxonomy places the organism in Eukaryota, Metazoa, Chordata, Actinopteri, Centrarchiformes, Centrarchidae. Gene Ontology annotation, cellular component: proteasome core complex. The coding region runs from base 92 to 745 and encodes 217 amino acids. The transcript is spliced from 6 exons.